This is a messenger RNA of Betta splendens (Siamese fighting fish), 2019 nucleotides long. It is a transcript of the gene faim2b, whose product is annotated as Fas apoptotic inhibitory molecule 2b. Gene Ontology annotation, biological process: negative regulation of apoptotic signaling pathway. The record is from RefSeq and is a predicted model, not a curated record. The transcript is spliced from 12 exons. Gene Ontology annotation, cellular component: membrane; Golgi apparatus; endoplasmic reticulum. The coding region runs from base 283 to 1047 and encodes 254 amino acids. Lineage: Eukaryota; Metazoa; Chordata; Actinopteri; Anabantiformes; Osphronemidae.
GUGACCUCAUUGGGCUGAGUGCAGGGGUGGCGUGGGAUCAGGGUUAGAGGGAGAUUAACCACAUGGAGGCCUAUAAAGCUUCAGUGUAAUCCGCACCAGGGAGACAGACUCAGCAACAACUACUCCACAGAUGAUUUUCCUCAGCACUGACAGUGUUUAGAGCCACACGGAUGCUUUUAUAUUUGGGAUCAAAAGACGCGUCCUACCGUUAAACACAUCCUGUCUGCCACAAAAUAGCCUUCGUCCUCAUCAGAGACGUAAAGGAGCAAGAAGGGAAAAAUCAUGAAAAAGGGAAAGGUGAGCGAUGCCAACGAGCCUCCGAGUUACCAGGAGGCGACGGCAGGCUACGAGGAGAUGCAGGUCCAGUUCGCCUGGGACGACAAGGCCAUCCGGCGGACGUUCAUCAGGAAGGUGUACGCCAUCCUCAUGGUCCAGCUGCUCGUUACCGUGGCGAUAGUGGGCCUCUUCACGUUUUGCACACCGGUGAGAUUCUUCAUUCAGACUCACCCGAGCAUGUACAUGGCCUCUUACCUCAUGUUCUUCGCCACCUACAUCGCGCUGUCCUGCUGUGGAGAGCUGAGGAGGCAGUUUCCCUGGAACAUCACCCUAUUAGUGAUCUUUACCUUGAGCAUGGCCUUCAUGAUGGGAUUUGUGUCCAGCUUCUACAACACCAAGUCCGUGGUGCUGUGUCUGGGAAUCACCGCUCUGGUGUGUCUUUCUGUCACCGUCUUCAGCUUCCAGAGCAAGGUGGACGUCACGUCCUGUCAGGGAAUCCUCUUCUCCCUCUGCAUGGUCAUGCUGCUCUGCGCCAUCACCCUCUCCAUCGUGGUGCCGUUCGGAUACGUUCCAUGGUUACACGCAAUUUAUGCGGUGCUGGGAGCGAUCCUCUUCACCCUGUUCCUGGCAUUUGAUACUCAGCUGCUCCUGGGGAACAAGCGCUACACCAUCAGCCCGGAGGAGUACGUCUUCGCCACGCUCAGCAUCUACCUCGACAUCGUCUACCUGUUCAGCUUCCUCCUGCAGCUCACCGGGCAAGGCCGCGACUGAGCCGGCGCCAGCAGCAGCGCCAUGCAUGGAGCUCUCAGCAAACUCACCUCCAUCCGUUGCUCCACGAACGUCAGAACUUUGCGACUGAGAUUUGAGGUUCUUUUUUUUUUUUUUAUGUUGUGUCGUCAACACGGUCCUUGUCUUUUGUCAUAAACUGCACCUGCCUGAAAAGCAGUGAUGCUGCAGCUCCGGGGUCUGCUGUGGCCCCAGCGUCCUGCAGCGGGGUCCAGACUGUCAUAAUGCUGAUAAUAGGAUUAGGAUGCUUAGAUUAAAGUAUGAUCAGUGCUCUGUGUAGACAUUACUGAGGCAAAAAUGAGGAAUCUGCACUUUAAAGCUCAGCGGGUAUGAGUUUGUUCUAACAGUCAACGAAUAAACAGUCAACAUCGAUACAAUGUGUUUCUACUUAUUUUUCUGUACAGAACCUUAUAGAUGUAAAGGUGUGUGAUAGAGAUUUUCAUGAUCCAUUUGAGCAUAAAUACUAAUAAAAAUGUCUAAAUGGGGAAAAAUACAGCAGGAGUGAAAUCAGUUAUCAGAGUUUAUCUAACAAGAGGGCAGUGUUUGUGAAGCAGCAUCUACUGAGUCACAUUAAGCGGAUCACUAUAUAAGCAUUUGUAUCCCUAUGAAGAUAAAAUAUAUGAACAAAAGCUGAUAUUUUUAUAAAGAUGAGGCGUGUGCAUUGGAUUGAUGAAAUAAACCAGUUAUGGGCACCACUACGUCUGCUUUAUGAUGAAUCCCCUAAAAGGCAGCAAAAGGUAUUGAAACAAGACUUUUAUUAAAAAAGGGAAAAAAUGACAUAUUCAAAUUCAAAAAGAAAACCAAGACAGGAGGGAAAUCUUUUCUCAAUCAAUAAAAAAAACAGAAGUUACAGACAAUUAUAGCAACUCUGGCACAGGAAGACAAAAGUAGCCGAGUGGCUUUGCAAAAAGAAAAAAAAAUAUCAAAACCUCUUUCCACUAACAAAACUGUACAAAA